Molecule: messenger RNA, 1155 nt
Organism: Solanum verrucosum
Lineage: Eukaryota; Viridiplantae; Streptophyta; Magnoliopsida; Solanales; Solanaceae
Exons: 7
Coding region: 113-970 (285 amino acids)
Cellular component (GO): nucleolus; small-subunit processome
Molecular function (GO): small ribosomal subunit rRNA binding
Source: RefSeq, a predicted model, not a curated record
AAUUUAGGGUUUUUAUUUUCCUAAUCGCCGGCACCGACUGCCGUCAACCUUCAAAUCGUCGCUCAUCACCUUUUUCUAGCAGUUAUCGUCGGUCGACGAUUCACCGGUCCAGAUGAGGGUGAAAAAGCAGAAGCGGCAUAGGAGAGCUGUGAGGUUUUACACAGCUUGUUUUGGGUUUAGAGAGCCGUUUAAAAUCUUCUGUGAUGGAACAUUUGUGCAUCAUCUUGUUGUUAAUCGCAUAACACCUGCUGAUACUGCAUUGACAAAUAUUCUAGGUGCCCCAGUUAAACUAUUUACCACAAGAUGCGUUCUUGCGGAGUUGAAGAGCCUUGGUGCUUCCUAUCAGGAAGCCCUGAAUGCAGCUAAUAACCUUUUUACUGCACGAUGCGACCAUGAGACGCGGAAAAGUGCUGAAGAUUGCAUAACUGAAGUUAUUGGGGAGAACAAUUCUGAACACUUUUUUGUUGCUACUCAAGAUGCUGAUUUGCGUAGAAGUCUUCAAAAGAUACCUGGUGUGCCCGUAAUUUUUGGUCUGAGGAAUGCAUUAUUUCUCGAACAACCAUCAUCAUUUCAACGUGAAUUUGCCAAAUCUUCUGAAGAAGAACGUCUUCAUAUGACUGACCUGGAGUACAAUAUGCUUAGACAAAGGAAAAAGAGGAGAUUGUCCGAUGACAAACAAGGGGAUUCUUCUGAUGAUGCAUCUGAGGAAAAGAUAGAUGAUGUUUCACAGGCUCAGAUUAUCAAUACAAAUGUUAAGAGGAAUGGAAGUGAUGUCAAGGAUAAAGUUCGCUUCAAGAGAAAGAAAGCUAAGGGUCCAAAUCCACUCUCUAUCAAGAAGAAGAAAAAGAAGUCUGUGGAUACAAAUUUUACGACCUCGGGAAAGGAAAACAAGAAUGGUGAGGGAACUGUGAGAAGCAGGAAGAGAUCAAGGAAGAGGUCGCGCAAAAAUGUUGUAGAAGGAAAUGCUUAGUGUUGAAGGCUUUGUAAUAUCAGGUAAAUGAUGAUCUAUAAAGUUAGAAGUGAAAUGCUGAUGCUGCAUCUUAAUGAGAUAAUUUUCUCUAGAGCACCAUAUAACUGAAGACACAGUUAUUUCGCAAAAACGCCAAAGUACAAUGUAGAAAUUGUUAAUUGCUUUAGAGUUUACAUGAUCUACUG